Geodia barretti is the source of this 1338-nucleotide messenger RNA. The record is from the annotation of a GenBank genome assembly. Lineage: Eukaryota; Metazoa; Porifera; Demospongiae; Tetractinellida; Geodiidae.
AUGCAGCUUGCACAGACAGCAAAACGUAUCGGGCAAGAAGCAAAAGAGGUAGUCCAAGAAGAGUCCGAUCAAAUCCGUAAACAGAUAGCAAAUAUGCAAUGGUACCAAAAUGAGGAAUCCGAACUCAUCUCUGUCAGCAGCAAGAACGAAGUCGGUAUACUGGCACAAGAAUUCAACGAAAUGUACCGCAAUCUGAAGAUCGCCGUUGAGAAACUCAUCAGUGCAGAACAACAGAUGACAACAAUCGUUGAUUGUCUCAGUGAAGGACUCAUUGUCGUUGAUACGCAAGACCAGAUCCUUUAUUUUAACCCAGCUGCGAGGCAUCUGCUAAACCAUGACGAGACCUCAGAGUUCCCGAAUCGUCUGACCGAAUUGCUACGCGCCACCAAUCUAACUGUGUUGGCGGAUGCACAUGGGCAAGAUGCACGCACAAACGUCGAAGUUAACUUAGAUCAAGAGGGAGAAAAUCGUGUUCUCCGUGUAGUGACAAGUCAAUUUAUGUCGAUUAGCGUGCCAGUCAAUGGAAAUGGUCUAUCUGAUGAAAAUGCCGAUAUAGCGGGAACGGUAUACGUCUUUAACGAUAUAACGCGUGAACAUGAAAUUGACAAAAUGAAGUCCGAUUUUGUGGCACUUGUAUCACACGAAUUGCGCACACCACUGACUUCAAUCAUUGGAUUUAUAACGCUGAUACUUGAUGGGAAAACAGGACCCCUUAACAAAGUUCAGCAACAAAGCUUGACACGCGCACACCGCCAGUCUAAACGACUCGCAAUGAUGAUUAAUGAUUUGCUUGAUAUUUCACGUAUUGAAGCAGGACGCAUUGUGAUGAAACUUGAACCGGUAGACGUUGCUGAAAUCGCCAAGCAACGGCUUGAGGAACUCAAACCGCAAGCUGACGAGAAGACAAUUGAGUUGAACUUGAACGUUCAAUCCGAUUUGCCCGAUCUAAACGGGGACGCGGAAUACCUCGGUCAGAUUUUCACCAAUCUUAUUGGAAACGCAAUAAAAUUCACACCAUCAGACGGUGAAGUAAAGGUUAAAGUAUUCCGCAAGGGUUAUCCGAGAGAAGAGGAUCGCACGGGUGAUGCAAACGAAAACGAUGGGAUUCAUGUUGAGGUGAUUGACUCGGGACCUGGCAUCCCUGCUGAGGACCGAGAAAAUGUUUUCGACAAGUUCCGACAACUUAGCAAUAUUCAAACUCGGGAACAGGGCGGCACCGGUUUAGGGCUUUCAAUCGCACGAGGAUUCAUUGAAGCGCAUAAAGGGAAAAUAUGGGUAGAUGCAGGAGAAAAUGAAAAAGGUUGCAACUUUCAAUUCUGGAUUCGGUUUUUAUCAUAA